AAGAAAACAAAAAGUCAAACAACACAGAAAUUCAAAGUUCCAUUUUCAUAAUCUUGAAAGUUUUUCCCCAUUGGAAAUCAAAGAUGAAAAUACUGCAUUUAUGAGGGUCUUCAAAAUAAUUAAAUAUAUAUUAUUAUUAUUUUAAUGGCAUGUAUGUUAUGAAUGAAUGUCACCGCCGGCGAGGCCUAAAGACGCCGCCGAUGUUAUUAUGACUAAGGCCACCGGCAGCAGAUCCGGCAGCCCCACAAACACCACUGACAAUUCUGUCAAACCUGAAAAGAAAAAGAAGUGUAUUAUUCCAAAGAUAUUUGGUUCCAAGAAAAACAGCAGAGAAAGCUCAGAGGAGGAUAUUCUUCAAUCAGAUGAAAAUGAAAACGAAAAUGAAAUGGAUAAAAGUAUUACAUCAAGAGGAAAAAGUUUUAUGGAGGCAUCAACCUCCAUUAGAAGAGGUUUCUCAGAAAGGCAUAGUAGCAGCUUGGGGAUUGAAAGCCUAAACCUCUCGAGUUUCGAUCAAUCAAUGGCAUCUGCUACUACGUUAGUUCAAGACAUUCGGGUUUUCGUUGCUACGUGGAAUGUAGGAGGCAACGCACCUAACCACGGACUCAAACUCGAGGAUUUCUUGCAAGUAGAGGGCUCUGCGGACUUAUACGUACUCGGGUUUCAAGAAAUUGUUCCAUUAAGUGCUGGAAAUGUAUUAGUGAUUGAAGACAAUGAGCCAGCAUCAAAAUGGCUAGCACUCAUAAGCCAUGCACUCAACAAACCCUACCACGAUUACGUUUGCUCCUCGUCGAACUCGAGCGUAAAUUCAAGAAACUCGAAGGACUCGAGCGUAAAUUCAAGAAACUCGAAGGACUCAAAGUUAAAUAACAAUAACAACCACAACAACAUAUUUCACAAGCCAUCUUUGAAAGCACUUAGCAAGAAUCUGAGAAUGGACAGUGAACUUCUGAAGACGUGCAGUUGUUCAAGAAAGGAGAUUCGAGACGACGCUCGUUCGUCGCCGCCGUUGGAUUAUUCCCGUCAGAGCAUGGAUAACGACAGUUUCGUUUCAAUGGCCGAGAUUUCCUUGCCCGCGACGAGAUCGAUGAAUUACCAACUCGUUGCUAGCAAGCAAAUGGUCGGGAUAUUCCUUUCGGUAUGGGCUCGUCGGGAUGUCGUGAAAGAUAUCGGACAUUUGAGGAUUUCUUGCAUGGGAAGAGGAAUCAUGGGAUGUCUUGGCAAUAAGGUACUCCGUGUGAUUUGGUUAGGGGAUUUGAAUUAUCGAGUGGGAUUGAGGUAUGAAGAAGCAAGGAUUCUGUUGGAGGAUAAUAAUUGGGACUCACUCUUGGAGAAAGAUCAGCUGAAUACGGAGAAAGAAGCGGGAAGAGUGUUUGGCGGGUGGAGUGAAGGCAAGAUACUAUUUGCUCCGACGUACAAAUACUCUCAUAAUUCCGAUUCGUACGCCGGAGAAACUACCAAGUCCAAGAGGAAAAGGAGGACCCCCGCCUGGUGCGACAGAAUACUAUGGCGAGGCAACGGAAUCGAACAGCUGUCGUACAUACGAGGAGAGUCGAGAUUAUCCGACCACAGACCCGUUUGCGCAGUCUUCGCGGUGGAGGUUGAGGUGAAGAGCAAAGGAAUCGCAAGAUUCCGAAAGGGAUAUUCCUGCGCCGGCACCAAGUUGGAACUUCAAGAAUGCUUGCCUCAAAGGCACAGCUUCUGCCAUUUUUAGCUUUUAGCUUUUAGCUUUUAAGUUUUAUACCAUCAUCUCUCUACUAAUUUUGUUACUUUCCCAUCUUUCUCUAUUUAUUUCAUCCAAAUUGUGAAUAUGCAUAUAAAUAUAUAUU
Molecule: messenger RNA, 1826 nt
Organism: Erythranthe guttata (spotted monkey flower)
Lineage: Eukaryota; Viridiplantae; Streptophyta; Magnoliopsida; Lamiales; Phrymaceae
Source: RefSeq, a predicted model, not a curated record